AGAUAGUAAAAAUGAAAAUAAACCCGCUGACUCCACAACUUUCUCUGUUCGUCCGUCGUCAUCUUCGUAUAUAAAAGUCGGUCGCGGCUCCACGCUGCAUUCGCCGACACCGACCAGAGAUACGCCAUUUUGAACGAGCGCGCGCUGUCAAACUUCCCGCCAUGUCGUCGAUCAACCGCGUUUCGUUAUUGCUCAUCGUUUCUUUAAUGUAUUUGAAUUCCUGUUACACUGCUACGUUGCCGCGGAACUACGAUCCGAGGAUUACAGAGGAGAUGGUGAUGUCUCCCAAGAAGCGGCCAUUCUGUAAUGCGUUCACAGGGUGCGGUCGAAAACGGUCUCAAGUGCCCGGCAUGCCCGCUCAAGAAAUAAUGGGGCACAGACAGCUCGUAGACGAUGACUCCAUUGGCCCGAUUAUGGAUUCUGAGAACGGCAUCGAUGACAUAUCUAGGCAGGUUAUUUCCGAGGCCAAAUUGUGGGAGGCUAUACAAGAAGCGAGCGCGGAACUGGCGAGACGAAAGCAAAAAGAUUAUCAGUAAAGACUUAAUUAGGCUGGUGUUGUCUCUAGAUAUUGAUUGAUAGAUAGAUAGAUUGACUUUUUAUUGAACCAUUAAUCGAAAAUCAUAAGUUUUGCUUCGACCGAUGCGGCCGCGCUGUUGUUAAAAUUUUCAACAUAGACGAGAUUAAUUUCACUGUCUGACGACGUUAAAAUGAUUAAUCUGUACUGUGGCAAUGUCAAUUUUAUGAACGAUUGAUUUCGUCCUCAAAAAAAUUAACGGAGCGUAAUGACAGCGCGGCCGCAGCGGUCGAAAUGCUGAGUGAGAACCUAACCUCAAACAUAAAUGAGCGUAAUAGCGAACUUAGAGCAUACCUAUGCAUUUUUUUCCAGCCAACCUUAGGGUGGAAAGAAAAACAAGUGAACUAAAAAGAUUUCUUACUUUUUGUUUUUUUGUCAUUGAAUACUGAUCGAUAAAGAUCUUUUGUCAUAGCAACCGGUUCAAGAUAAUAUUUGCUAAUCUUACGUUAUGUUUACAGGAUAAUUAUGAAUUUAUUUUUUAAAUAAACUAAUAACAGUAAAGAAACGAUAGACAAAAUCUUAGGCAACACCAUUACAAAGGUAACUGGCGGUACACUUGAAUAUAAUGGCCGUAGCGUUUUUUGACGUGUUAAAAAUGACAUUUAUUCGACGUAAUUACAAUGAAAAUGUAAAAGUACUUACGUGUAAUUCGACGGUUAGGACGUUACAAGCCACUGAGACGUAUGGGCGAAUAUCAUUAGUACGUACUUCGCCUACUAUUAAUGUGUGUCUACUAAUGUUGUGUUUCGACGGUACAGUCCGCGUGGCAGAUAAACUAGGGCCCCGAACGCGUUAUAUACGCUGGAUCUUAAUAUAUUAAAAUUAUUGAUACUGGCGCGCAAAAAUUGUCAUAAUUUGUGUUGACAACCGUCCGUUUCUCUCUGGUUUCCCCUGUCAUGGUGUAAAUCAUCUGAAUAAUUAAUUGUUUUAUAACAUAAUUCUUAGGUAGCUCAGGUUAGGUUUAUCUACCUCGUACUAUACAAAAUUCGUGACAUAGUGUUAAGUCGAUCGUCAGCUUGCAACGUCCAAACGAUUUAUUAGAUACUGGCCAAAAAUUACUUCUCUAUUUAAAAAAUAAAUAAAAAAUAAUAUUAAAAAAGUAUAUUUUGUGCCAGUGAUUAUUUUAAAAAUAAAUUUAUAAAAUGUCAUUAUUUAAUCAUUAGGUUGAUUUAUAGUAUAAUUUAUUAUUUAAGACCUAGGAGGUGACAUGUAAAGUUAGUUUGUAUAUGUACUUAAUAGAUGUUAAAUAAAAACGUCGAUAAUUUUCCCCCAUAAGUCACGUCAACUUAUAUUGAUGACAAACAAGUUUGUCUUGCUAGAAUUAUAAAAAUAGGAUUAACAAUAGAAAGAAACGCUUAAAUAAAUGUGGAUAUUUUUACAUUAGCUAAAUUUUGAAUCAGUGUUGUAUCACGCCUCAUGUAUUUCCUAAUUACAUAUUUAAUCUAUGCCUUAUCGUAUGACAAGAAUACUUUUUAAAAAUGGCGGCUAGUGUUGUGAACGUUUAUUUAAGGUGAAGACUCAUGCAACCAAAUUUUGAAAAUUCUACUCGUUAGUUACAAUAUUAUUAAUGUAAAUGUGUUAUUAUUAAUAAAAUGAGAUCAU
This is a messenger RNA of Plodia interpunctella (Indianmeal moth), 2176 nucleotides long. It is a transcript of the gene CCAP, whose product is annotated as Crustacean cardioactive peptide. The record is from RefSeq and is a predicted model, not a curated record. The transcript has 5 exons. NCBI's taxonomy places the organism in Eukaryota, Metazoa, Arthropoda, Insecta, Lepidoptera, Pyralidae. The coding region runs from base 162 to 536 and encodes 124 amino acids.